Vigna unguiculata (cowpea) is the source of this 510-nucleotide messenger RNA. The record is from RefSeq and is a predicted model, not a curated record. Lineage: Eukaryota; Viridiplantae; Streptophyta; Magnoliopsida; Fabales; Fabaceae.
AUGUUGUCUUUAUUAGGUGGUCAAGAGGUCACUUAUUUAAGUUCAGAUACACCUUGCCAUUCUGAUGAACAAGAUGAAGUUCAAUCUGAAUGGUUUACAUCUGAAUUUUUAAAUGAUAUCAAAUGUUCAGGGAUACCAAAUCAUAAACUCAAGCUCAAAACAGGUGUGCCAAUUAUGCUCUUGAGAAAUAUUGAUCAAGCAAAAGGUCUUUGCAAUGGCACAAGAUUGCAAGUCAACCAUUUGGGUAAAAAUGUAAUCUCUGCAACUGUAAUUACUGGAAAAAACAUUGGUGACAAAAUUUUUAUUCCAAGAAUGGAUUUAGUGCCAUCUGAUUCAGGAUUGCCUUUCAAAUUUCAAAGAAGACAGUUCCCAAUUUCAUUAUGCUUUGCAAUGACGAUUAACAAAAGUCAAGGACAAACACUUUCUAGAGUGGGACUUUAUCUUCCACAACCUGUAUUCACACAUGGCCAACUAUAUGUUGCUAUUUCUAGAGUGAAAACCAAGAGAUGA